Lytechinus variegatus (green sea urchin) is the source of this 7389-nucleotide messenger RNA. RefSeq names its product arginine-glutamic acid dipeptide repeats protein-like. Gene Ontology annotation, molecular function: transcription corepressor activity; zinc ion binding; sequence-specific DNA binding. Gene Ontology annotation, biological process: regulation of DNA-templated transcription. Gene Ontology annotation, cellular component: nucleus. The coding region runs from base 150 to 6098 and encodes 1982 amino acids. The transcript is spliced from 18 exons. The record is from RefSeq and is a predicted model, not a curated record. Lineage: Eukaryota; Metazoa; Echinodermata; Echinoidea; Temnopleuroida; Toxopneustidae.
AUACCAUACAAUUCUCAGGAAUGAACAAUGACGGAAAUCCUUUAAUGCAAAAGUGGUAGCGAAUCACCAAAUAUGUAGUGUUAAAUUGAUUUUGCUGUAGUAAUCAGACGAAUUCAACUUUGACCCUCAACCUCUCCUUCCAAUCUGCAAUGGGUGAGAAGAAGGAAGGGGAGGGGGAGACUCCCUCCAACCAGUCAACACCGACCCACAGACGAAAGCGUUCUCUUGAAAACGAUAAGCAGGAUGAUGGAGAACAUGAGACGAGACGGAGUCAUUCUCGUAAGAGCACUUUGGAAUCAAGGACAGAGCGCAAUAGUGAUGGUGAGGUGGUGCUUUAUAGGGCAAAGGAUGGCACAGAGUAUGAAGUUGGAGAUGAUGUAUACAUGGAAAGCCCCCGAGCUGAAAUGCCUUAUUUCAUCUGUGCUGUGCAUGAAUUCAAAGUGAGCAAGAGAGAUAAUGUCCAUGUGGUUGUGAAAUGGUAUUAUCGUCAAUCAGAAGUGCCUGAUUCGGUCUACCAGCUUCUCAUGCAAGAUAGGCAUGUGGAAAACAAUUCUGGUCAAGACCUUGUCACAGCGGAUCCUAUUGCCAAGAACAGAGAGCUCUUUAUAUCGGACACCAUAGAAACAUAUCCAGUAUCAGCUCUAAGGCGGAAGUGUACCGUGUACCAUUUCAAAGACAUCCAUGAAGCAAAGGACUUUGAGGCCACAUCAAACACAUUCUUCUACAUCCUCAGCUACAAUCCAGAAACAAGACGUCUUGCCGGUACCCAGGGUGAAAUCCGCGUCGGACCAAGCCACCAGGCUGUGCUACCCGAUAUCAGACCCAAGCUACCACCUUCUAGGGGUACUAAUCUGGAUUUUGAAGAGCUUAGCUGGAUGCCUGAUGUCAUGAAUGAUAUAGAUCUCAAGAUGUACCUCCAAGCAGCCAGGAGUAUGGCAGCCUUUGUUGGAAUGUGUGAUGGGGGAUCCCCUGAGGAAGGAUGUGAAGUAGCAUCGAAGGAUGAAACAACCAUCAAUGCUAUCACUGUGCUUCAUGAGAACCAUUAUAACUGUGGAAAGGCCUUGCAGGAGCUCGUCAAAUACCCAGUCCCGAGAUCUAUCGACAAGAAAUGGACGGAAGAAGAAACCAAACUGUUCAUCAGGGGACUGCGGCAGUUUGGCAAGAAUUUCUUCAGGAUUAGGAAAGAUUUCUUACAGCACAAGGAUACGAGAGACUUGGUUGAAUUCUACUACUACUGGAAGAAAACACCCGAAGCUAACCAUCAUCGCAUCUACAGACGUCAUCGCAGACAGAGCGUGCUCAGUCGCAGGAACUAUGGACGUAACAUCAGGCCGCCUUCUAGUGAAUUCUUGGAUCUGAGUUCAGCUAGUGAGUGUGAUCUUGACAGUGAUGACAGUGAGAAGAACCUAAGUGGAUACGCAUGCAGACACUGUUUUACAACAAGCUCAAAAGAUUGGCACCAUGGGGGAAGAGACAGAGUUCUCCUGUGUACAGACUGUCGAGUGUACUUCAAGAAGUAUGGGAUCCUUCAACCCAUCCAGAACCCACGUGCUCCUCCUGCCUUCAUGUUCAAACCUGUCCGGGAAGGCGAGUCCUUCGACGUCAAGAAGAAUCUACGCACAAGGAGACAUAGGGAAUUGGUGAACAGUUCAUCCCGUGCUGGUCGUAAUAAGCACUUAGACGGUGUGGCGAGUGAACCGAGCAGUCCUUUGAAUCACAGGAGAGGUAGUGGUACUUACAGCCAUAACUCGCCCAGUGAACUCAGUACAUCAAGCGAGGGCAGCAUCAAGUCUAAGAAAAUCAAGGUGGAGAGUGAUCAAGGUCCAGACAGCCCCGCCAGCUUGCCUCCAAGGAUCAAACAAGAACCGGAAGAAGAGGAGUUGGAAGAAAUGGAAGACAUGCCAGAGCAGGAGGUCGAACAGGAGGACGAGGUGGAGGAGGAAGAGGAAGAAGAAGAGGAGGAGGAAGAGGGGGAUGAAGAAGAAGAAGAAGAGGAGGAAGAAGAUGAAGAGGAGGAGGAAGAAGAGAAGAGAGAGAUUCAGAUGAAUGUUCAAGAUGUUGAAGCCGAUGUGCAGAAUGAUGAACCGUUUGAAGGACCGCCAACUUGCCAACAACCUAACCCACAAGCUGAUGUGGAAAAGGAGACCCAACCCGAACCACCUGUGGCUGGAUCUCCAAUGCCAGAGCGUCCUAUGCCAGAGCAUCCUGUUCCACAGCCACCUCUUAUUGAGCCUCGCGUUAUCGAGGAACCUCCUUCAGCACCACCUCAGAUAGAGCCAUCUGUCAAAGAGCCACCUGUUACAGAGUCACCUGUUACAGAGCCAACUGUUGCAGUGCCAACUGUUGCAGGGCCAUCAAUGCCAGAGACUGCUGAAAUCAAACAGACGAUUGAGAUUAAGAGAGAGCCUGUAGAGGAACAGCCCGCCCCAGAACCUGUGAUGCCAGCAGCUGUGCCAUCACCUGUACCUCACAGGCCCACCCUCCCAACCCCCGUCAUGCCUGUUAUCCUACCUCCAGGAGAAAAGAAGAGCGAAACACAACAACCCUUACCUCAUGGUUGCGUCCAACAGGUGUCUGCUGCUAGUACCAGGCAUGGACCGGCAGUGGUGCUACCACCCUUCACCUCUACAGCAGGUUUGUUCUCUCCAUUGGCCAUGGCUCAGAGGCGAGGUAGGGAUGCUGGAGAGAAAGAAUCUAGGAGGGAGAGGAGCUUUGAGACCAGUUUUGUGGACCACAUGAUUCGGACAGAGCUGGAAGCCAAGGAUCCGUCACCUAAGCGAGAACUUGAAGAGGACAAGGCGAGGGGCACUCCUACUGACAAAAAGGAGAUUCCUCUUGCUCCACCUCCGCCUAUGUAUCCUAUUGGUUUUCCAGGUGGUCCACCCAUGCCAGGGAUAAUGGGUAUGCCACUGAUUCCUGGUAUGUCCAUGCCUCAUAUCAAGGGAUUUCAGGCUCAUUUCCAGAAUAGGGACCAAAGGAAUGAAAGUCCAGAUCAACAGGCACUCAUCGGAGAGUCUUCAACAGGUGGGAGGCAAGCCGAGAGUGGGAGGAAGCCGGAAGAACAGGAAAGAAGUGAUGUAUAUCGCCAUGGCAGGGAUCAUGAACGUCCAUCCUCUGUUGAUGGAAAGAGUGCAGGAAAAAGCAGCAAGAAGGAUACGGAAUCCAUCAUCAUAGAUCGUCCUAGUCAGGACAGGGAGAAAGAAAAGGAGAUGGAACGUAGCAGGGCAAGAAUGGAUCCUCCACCAUUGGUGUACAGUGAAGGGUUGCCAAGUUUCCCCCAUCACGGAGUUGGAAUGCCUCAGAUGUACCAAAGGGGCGAGUCAGCUUACAUGCCUUAUGGAAAGGAACAUCCUACUAAACCAAGGGACAGUCAAACACCCCCAUCGAGACGAGAUCCUGAAGCUCGCGACAAACAAGAGAAUGUGUCCAAACCAAGGGAAACCUCUUUUGAGAAAGAGAGAAAGUCAAGUUCUCCUCGUCGGGAGGCAGAAGGGAAAACAAGCAAGAUGCAUCCAGAUGAACGGCCAGGGAUGUACCCACCGCAUUCUCUUCCGCAAGAACCUAUCAUGGUCGGUAAUAUGCGUAUCAAACAAGAGAUGCCACCAUAUGGCUACCCUCAUUAUCCUCCCUUUGAGCACCGACCAGGUCACCCUGACACCGCUAAAGGUGGACCAUCUUACCCACCCACCCAACCACUUCCUCAACCACCUACAUCGGCUGCUGGUGAUAAGGGAUCCUUUGAUAUCUCCAAGGUGAAGGCGGAAUUUGAAGCUGCCCAUAGGAGCAUCAUGGGUGACCCGAAGCGUAUGCAGCAGGCAUCCGUCAUCACUGAAAACAUUCUUGCACCUAGUGGAUCGCCAUCUGCACCACCUGUCCCGUCCCUGCUGCAUCCGACGAUGAGAUUCCCUGACGGGGCAAUCAAAGUCAAGUCAGAAGUGAGUGUCGAUGAGGAGGCAAAGAUACCAAGGGCGAUUAAAGAAGAGAGGAAAGAACCUGAAAAGAAUGAAGUAGAACGGAAUGAAGAAGCGGAAGAAGAGGAGGAAGAAGAGCAGUAUGAAGAUCUCGGUAAUCGUUCUCCAUCCCCAGAGCCUUUGAUGGUUGAUAGGCUUCUACACACAAGUUCUUCUGCAAAAUUCAUACGUCAUUGGUCACGUAGGAACAACUCCUGCAGUCGAACAGACCUCCUGUUCUCACCUCGAGAGGAUUCUAAAUGGAUGCGACGAUGUCGUGACCAAGAAAGAAAGAAGCGCUCUAGUAGUAGUCAUGAAUCAGAUAGAGAGAGGAGCUCUUCAGCCAGCCGUGAUGAAAAGAGCGCUGAAGCGAAGGAUAGAAUAGCUAGACGUCCUGAAACGCCCCCAGAGAAUACAAGUGCAGAUGCCCAGGUGGUAAGUUCUCUGACCACAACCCGAGUGCCAAGCAGUCCAGGAUAUCCCCUACCACCGGGAUCAAGGCAGGGGCAAUACCCAGGACCUGAAACACCAGCCCUUCGUACACUCAGUGAAUACGCUAGGCCUCACUCCAACCUACCACCGGGAAUGCUACCGAACCUGAUCGGACCAGACCCCAUCCUGAGGUACCAGCUGGAGUCUGCGUACGUCAUGGGAAACAGAGAUGCGCAGAUCGACCUGGUGGAACGGGAGAUGAGGGAAAGGGAGCUUCGCGAGAGGGAAAUGCUUGAGCUUAGAGAGAGGGAGUACCAAGGAAUGAGGGAGAUGGAAAUGAGAGAGAUGGAGAUGAGACAGAAGAUGGGUUUUGAACAGGUGUAUGGGGUUCGGCCUGAUGGGGUACCAAUGAAUGCUUUCAUGGCCCAAGAAGCGCAGGCUGCUCAUGCGUCGGCGGUACAACAGGCCCAUGCAGCCCAGGCGGCUCAUGCGGCACAGGUUGCUCAUGCCCAGGCAACUCACGCACAAGCAGCUCAUGUGCAAGCAGCGAGAGAGGCGCAGUCAGCUCACGUCCAGGCUGCCCAUGUCCAAGCUGCCAGAGAGGCCCAAGCACAAGCUGCUCAUGCCCAGGCAGCUCUUGUUCAAGCAACCAGAGAUGUUCAUGCAGUCAGGGAGGCACAGGCGGUGAGGGAAGCCGUGGUCGCAAGAGAAGUGCAGGUUGCGAGGGAAGUGCAAGCCGCGCGUGAGGCCCAGGCUGCGAGAGAGGCACAGGCUGCCCGUGAAGCGCAAGCAGCCAGGGAAGCCCAGGCAGCACGCGAAGCGCAAGCAGCGCGUGAAGCUCAGGCUGCAAGAGAAGCACAGGCUGCCCGUGAAGCACAGGCGGCCAGGGAAGCGCAAGCUGCAAGAGAAGCACAAGCGGCGAGAGAGGCUCAGGCUGCAAGGGAAGCCCAGGCAGCACGGGAGGCACAAGCUGCACGCGAGCGUGAGCGCGAGGCUCGCGAGAGAGAACAAAGGGAAGCGCGUGAACGGGAGGCUCGCUCUGCUCACCCGGAACCUCCCCAUCCUGUCAUGCACCCUGCAGCAGCUGCAUACCUCCAUGCUGUUGAUAGGGAAAGGCAUCUGAUGGGCCCACCGCAAAGCAGUGAACAUUUAGCUGCCAGUGCAGAGCGCCUGAAUACUGAGCGUUUGCAUUCUGAACGUAUGGCUAUGAUAGCUGAUCCAAGGAUUGACCCUCGUGUAGACCCUAGGGUAGAUCCAAGGGUAGAUCCUAGGGUGGACCCAAGAAUAGAUCCCAGAGUUAGUCCCUGCUCAGAGCAUCCUAUAGAUCCUAGAUUAGACCCAAGGGUGAAUCCUGGAAUUCUCACCCCUACCAGUCGUAUCCCCACCCCUCACCAUCAUUCCCACUCCCACUCUCACACACACCUACAUUUCCAUCCCCAGGAACACAUACACCAUACCUAUAUCCCACCAUCUGGACUUAUCCCCCCUCCCUCUGGAGACCCCAACAUUGUGCCCCCUCACAUUCCCUUUGGACCGACCCCGGUACCCAUGCCCCCGCACUCCAUGGUAAGCCCCGUACCCCCUCCACAGGGCCCUGUACCCCAUCCUCGUAUGUUUGCCCCACCUCAUGGUAUCAUAGGUGACCCGGUGGCUGAACAGCUCCACAGAGAGCAGAUACAGAGACAAAUGCUAUCAGAAAGACCACCCCAUAUCUGAACUGCUCCACAAAAAUUAAAUGUAAAGGCAAUUUUAUCAGAAAGACCAGCCAAUAUCUGAACAUGUCCACAGAGAUCGGAUACAGAGAUAAAUGUUAUCGGAAAAACCACCCCAUAUCUGAAUCCACAAUUGUGCACAACAAGUUGUACACAGAACAUUACGGAGACAAAUGCACAUAGGCUAGUAUCUUGAAAGAUAUUAAACUGGGAAAUGUAUAUCAAAUCAUCUUUAAAUCAAUAGUUUCCAGUUAGUGAUUCCUUGAGGAAUUAGAUCAAGGUUGGAUAUUUUGUGUUGAAAUAGAAUGAGGAAGGAAACACAUUCAUAGCUUUUCUGUCUGUUGACUGUUGUAUCGUUGAUGUAUUCAUGGGAUACUUUGUCUCAAGAAGAAUAUAAUUUUAUACAACUCAGAGUACGAUUGUUAAUGUUGAUAAUGUUGAAAUCCACAUGAGUGGAGAACUGGAAGAUUUAUUGGGUAUUCAUGCAGUAUCCAAGGUCACUCUCUCUUUUUAUAGAGUUGAUGUAUUUCUCAAGCACAUAAACCGUCGAGUAUAUGAUUUGUAAAUGAAUAAGUAAUAUAAUUUUUUGUAACAUUUUUUGUACAGAUAAUGAUCAAAAUCUAUUGAAAGCAAAGCUAACCUGAAUGUAUGAAACGGUGCCUGUUUUUAUUCAUACAUAUUCCUUUGAUUUGAUGUAAAGUUCACAAAUCAUGCUGUUAAAAAAAUUUGUUGAUCAUUCUUUGACUUGUGGGCCUGGUCUUACAAAGAAUUGUGAGUGAUUUGAUCAAUCACAACUAUGGCAAGCCAUCAAAGCCAACUGUUUGUUUAUUCAGUGUUUUCUAAAUGUGAUGAAUAUUCAUGGGUGCAUAAUUGUUUUGACCAAUCAGUGAGCUCCUAUUUGUCUCCAAUUCCAAAGAGAAAUCGUGUACAUACAUGUCUUAUAAGACAAAUUAUGAUAUUGAUGGAUUUCCUUAGUUGAGAUUGAUCAGGAGCUGGCAACAAAAAGCUUAGUAAUCAUUGUUGUACUCAUUUACGACUGAUUCUAUUUACUUUAAUGUACAAUUAAUUGAAAAUCAAGCGUACGAUUAAUCGCUAACCUUUGUGUUAAUAGACCCAGAUCAAUCACAUUGCUUUGUAAGACAGGACCCUAGUGUAAAUAUAUGUAAAUGUUUUGUCCAAUAUAACCAAUAGCCUGUAUGAAGUAGACACGUUUGUUCAUCAUCGUCCUGUACAUUGUAUUGUAAUGAUGACGAUUUUCUCUGUGGGGUUCUUUUAAUAUGGAUUACUAUUUAUAA